Oryza brachyantha (malo sina) is the source of this 608-nucleotide messenger RNA. RefSeq lists its product as uncharacterized. The transcript is spliced from 2 exons. The record is from RefSeq and is a predicted model, not a curated record. Bases 51 to 365 code for a protein of 104 amino acids. NCBI's taxonomy places the organism in Eukaryota, Viridiplantae, Streptophyta, Magnoliopsida, Poales, Poaceae.
CUGAAGUACUCUAACUUGUGACCACUCUGAAGUCUGAACCAUUGAAGAACAUGGCGCACAAGGAGAAGAGCUUCGAGGAAGGAGAAGCCAUGGCGGCCGCUUCAUCGUCGCCAUUCUUCGCUCACCCAUCGUCGCUGCUGCGGCACGUCGUCCAUGGCUGCGCCGGCUACCUCUCCGGCCUCUGCCGUUCUCUCCAGAAUCUGAAACCAGCCGCUCCAUCUCUGAAACAAGAUCAGGCUGACGAGAAGGCUGUGGCUGUUGAGAAUGUUCAGAUCAGCACAAGAGCAGUGGCGACUCCACGGAGGCCACUUCUGAGAGAAGGAAACGGGGGAAAAGGCGGAGCACACCACAACGCCGGCUUUUAAUUAGCUUCAGUAAACACGGUUAUGUACAAUAAUAAGACCGGAUAAUCCAUGAGUUACUAUUCUCUCGAACAGUGCAUGUGGCUUUGAAUUUGAUGACUUGUCAUCCUGACUAGUGGUAAAUCAUCGAUCAAUAGCCAGAUAAAGCUUCAGGUUAUUGACCACUUUUUACUGAGCUGUACUUAAAUGAGUUCAGAGAUGAAUUACUCAGCUGGAACACCCCCAAUAUCUGAUAUACUGUUCAGU